UCACGGAAAACGAACGGUACUGCCGGCUGUUCAUGUUAUCUCCCCUGUGGAAUCUAUGGCGCUCAUCGAAAUAAACGAACGACUUGUGCAUGUCAAACAUUAAAGCAUGUCGCAUCAAUACAUCGACACUUUAACGGGUGGAAUUACCAACAUUGAAAAUCAGUCUGCAAUUCAGUCCAUUUUAGAUACACAGGUGAUUCAAGAUGCAAACACUGUUCAAGUGGAGGAAGACGAUAUAUUCCAGUGUGGAAAAUGCAAGAAGCAGUUUACCUCCCUGAAUUCUUUCUGCUCUCACAAGCAAGAGCGUUGUGUUGGUCUGCCAGCCCCACGCCCUAUCAUCCAUAAUAACACCAUUCUACAGGGGCUUAGUGCAUUCCAGACCAUUGGGUUGCAGAAUGGAGUCAGGAGUGGUCUUUCACAGGCAGCGUAUGGUUCCCAUGGAUCCCUGCCUCAGCUGACCCAGAAUGUGAUGCUGGCUGAUGAUCAGGUGAUCUCCUUUGCAGACCUCACUCAGACUGGCCUCAUGCAGGGAUCUACCAUUCAUCUGGCUCCAGCAGGCAGUACAGUUCAGUCUGGCGGCCCCUUUCUGAGCCAGCUGGGUCAGCGCCCCACCAAUGUAACCUUUUUGCAGAGUGCCAUCCAGCCCACCACGUCCCUGUGCGCCUCCAGUGGCUCCGCAUUCUCCACUCCUGUCUCCAUGGGCAACCUGCAUGCCCUUGUGCAGCCCCAGCAGCAAAUCACCAUAGCAACUGCUCUCCCUGAGCAAAAGACACAGCAGAUACAAAUAGUGAAGCCAACGCCAUCUAGGCCAGGUAAAAAGGCAAACAAAGGUAUUUUAAGCAGCGAUCAGCAGGCAUUGCAGGAAGAGGCAAAGAAACAGCUGUCAUGCACGUACUGCAGCAAGAUCUUCAAGAAGAAGUUUGAUCUGCAGCAGCAUGUGCGCUCCCACACAGGGGAAAAACCAUUCCAGUGUGUGGUGUGCGGACGAGCCUUUGCCCAGAAAUCCAACGUAAAGAAACAUAUGUCAACUCACAAGGUGUGGCCUACCGGCCCAGGCUCCACCCUCCCCAACCAGCCCCCACCGAUACUGGUUCCAGUGUCAGAGGAGGAUGGGACCUCUGAGCAGGCAGAGGAACAGACUCAGGAUCGUGGAAAUCAGUCAGACUUCACAGGCCUCAGAGACAAUGCUAUUAUUGUCACUGAUGCCAAGGGAGACAACAAGCAAUACAAGGGAGGCAAGCAAAAUUUCAAAGUGAAAGUCGUAAUAGACAACUCCUUCAUGUGCCAGUACUGUCCAGAGAAAUUCAAGACUUAUUUGCAGCUGAAAUCACACAUGGUUAAUCAUAAAAACAUACAGGUGUACCGGUGUGUGAAGAAGGAGUGCAGUGCCACGUUCAAGGAUAUGGAGGCCUUCCUGGAGCACGUGGAGAGCCACAACGAUGAGCUCACGUACCGCUGUCACCAGUGCAACGAGGUCUUCAACACCUUGUAUGAGCUUGGCACGCACCAGUACUCACACAGUUUCUUUGACAACCCGGGAAAAACUGGUCCAAAACACUACCAGUGCACCCUGUGUUUCAACAAGUAUGCCAGUCCGGAGGCCCUUAGCAACCACCUAGCAACGGAGACUCACAACCACGUGUGCCCCCACUGUGGCAAGAAGUGUGCCAGCGAGAGGUUCCUACGCAAACACCUCAUCACUCACGGAACUGAGAACCUACAUCAGUGCCCAACCUGCAAGAAGUGUUUCAAGACGGACCACUACCUGCGCACCCACACCCUGAUACACACAGGCCUGAAACCUUGGUCCUGUGACCAGUGCAUGGCGAGCUUCAAUCGCAAGGAUAAGCUGAAGCGCCACCUACUCAUUCAUGAAAAAAUGUGCAAAUACAAGUGCCCCUUUAAGGCACUUUGUGGCUGUACUAAGGAGUUUAACAGGCCAGACAAGCUGAAGGCACACCUGUAUUCUCACAGCCUCACCAAACCCUGGACCUGCAAGAUCUGUGCACGAGAGUUCAAGCGAAAGCCUCAAUACAACGAACAUAUGCGUGGCCACAGGGGAGAGUAUGCUUUCAAAUGCGAGAAGUGCAAUCGUGGGUUUUUUCGCAUGAAGCUGCUGAAAGAACACAAGUGUGACCCAGACAAGCCCGUUUCCAGACAGAUGUUUAGGACUAGGAGGGUAAAACGUAAACCGGGGAGACCAAGAAAAAUUGUGAAAGUUGAACAAACAGAUGGUGAAAAUGUGGUGGAGGAAGGCAAUGGUGAAGAAAUUAAUGCCACUACAGUGAAAGAAAAUGUUCGCUCUUAUGUAGAUCAAUUAGUCAGAGGCAGACGAGGCAUUCUGAAAAAGUCUCAUAAAACUAUUAUGAAGGCAAAGCAACUAAAGCUUAUGAAAAAUGAGAAAACUAAGCAAAUAAACAGUCGUUCAAGUGUGAAAACAAUAUCUGGCGCUACUAAAAAGAAUGAUGGCCUGUUUGAUGGUCAGAACACAUUAUCUAUUAAAGAUAAGGAAAUACACGGUACAGAACACAUGACAAUAGCCACAAGCCAGGGGAAUUAUAUCAUUCUGCAGUCGGUCCCUGGCACGGAUAUACAGAAACCAAAACGGAACAAGUCUGAGUGUUUUGUGAAGACCCCGCCCGCAAAUAUAGUACCGAUGUCCUUAGUAGAACAGUACAUCACAGUCCAGUUGACUACCACCAAUGGCUGUGAUGGCAGUGAAAUUCAGGCGCAACUUAUCCCGACAGCUGACUUUAAUGGACAGUUUCAGUUCCACCAUUCUUUGCCAUCUGGUCACUUUGAAAUUCAGCGGGGCGCUUUUCAUCCCAUACAAAUUGUUGAUGGUCAGCCAAUGACCUUGACAGUGAACGAAGGUGACCAGCUUGGUAAAAUUAAUGUAUCGCAGCACGAUGUUAUAGAUAUCCCUGUUGAUAUUGUCACCGUGUCUAGUGACCAGACGCUGGUCUGCAACACAGAGGUUAAUGUUCGGGAUGAUAAUGUCAACUCAGAGCAGGGUUAUGAGAACACAGAGCAGGUGUAUGAUGCCAACUCGGAGCAAGCGUAUGAGACUAUUGGUGAUUAUGACACGGAGGAAACUGUCCUGCAAGGCUCAGAGAACCUUAUCAACUCCAAUGUAGAAAUUUUAGUUCCUGAAACAGAAAACAUGUAAAACGUGUUUUUUUUUGUAAAAUACCUUAUUUUAUCUAAUAAUUGAUUUGUGUUCAAUUGUAGGUACUUUUUAAAUUACCAAUGACAUAAGCUAUACUUUUGGAUAUAAUUAAACUGGUUAUGGUGUUUUCAUGACCAAACAGUAACUGUACUAAAGUUUGUUUUCAUUACGACAUUUGGAUAUACCACGAAAGAAAUAAUCAGAAAUUCAGAUUUACCGGUACAUAGCAUCGUGAUCAUAAGUUAUAGCUCCAAUAGGACAGCAUUAGCUUGCAUUUUGAACAUCGAAAACAAAUAUGUUUAAUGUUUUUAGAUUUUAAAAUGAAUUGCAUGACCAUUACAAACCUAAUGAUAUUAAUAAAUAAUUAGAUAUUGCGACAAUAUAACUCAAUAAAUUAUAAUUAUCUA
Molecule: messenger RNA, 3576 nt
Organism: Dreissena polymorpha
Lineage: Eukaryota; Metazoa; Mollusca; Bivalvia; Myida; Dreissenidae
Product: zinc finger protein 341-like
Biological process (GO): regulation of cytokine production; regulation of immune system process; negative regulation of transcription by RNA polymerase II
Source: RefSeq, a predicted model, not a curated record